Messenger RNA from Trametes versicolor FP-101664 SS1, 1176 nucleotides. RefSeq lists its product as uncharacterized. The transcript has 5 exons. Gene Ontology annotation, cellular component: plasma membrane. The record is from RefSeq and is a predicted model, not a curated record. Gene Ontology annotation, molecular function: GDP binding; GTP binding; GTPase activity. The coding region runs from base 59 to 622 and encodes 187 amino acids. Gene Ontology annotation, biological process: small GTPase-mediated signal transduction. Lineage: Eukaryota; Fungi; Basidiomycota; Agaricomycetes; Polyporales; Polyporaceae.
CUCUCCUCCCUCCCCCCUCCUCCGCCACUCACUCCCACCCCCCGCGUCGCUCUUCGCCAUGGCCAACGACAUCCUGAAGAAGAGGAAGAUUGCCGUCCUUGGUUCCCGCUCCGUCGGCAAGUCCUCGCUCGUUAUUCAGUUCAUCCAGAACCACUUCGUCGAGUCCUACUACCCCACCAUCGAGUCCGUCUUCAACAAGACCGUCUCAUACAACGGCGCGGACUACGACUGUGACAUCAUCGACACCGCUGGCCAGGACGAGUACACAAUUCUGAACUCCAAGCACGCGAUAGGCAUACACGGCUAUGUCCUCGUCUACUCCGUCACGAACCGCAAGUCAUUCGACAUGGUCCGCAUCGUGUACGACAAGAUCAUCAACUUCUGCGGCAUGAACUCCAUUCCCUGUGUAAUCGUAGGCUCCAAAAUCGACCUGCCGAACCGGCAAGUCGAGGACGACGAUGCCAAGGCUCUUGCAAAGGAGCUGGACGCGGCGUUUGUCGAAACCUCCGCGAAAAACAAUACCAACGUCUCGAAAGUAUUCGAGCUUUGUCUCGCACAGAUUGAGAAGCGGCAGCCAAAUAACAAGCAGGAGCCACCAGCCAGCAAGUGCAUCAUUAUGUGAACCCGCUCGCAUGGAUCCCUGCCCGCCCGUCCGUCCCGAAAGCACUCAAGCCCGCAGCACCCAUAGAAACCGCCCCGCAUCGCCCGCACAUACACCUCCUUAAUGGUCUGUAUCUCCUCUCCUCGGACUUUCGUGCAUUCUCCGGCACCGUCACUUUUCUCCUCAUUUGGGUCUCCUUCGCCCUCUCGUCCUCCCGUGCCCCCCACUUGACCUCCUCUUCAUCUCACACUGUGUUCCGUGCCGCAGUCUGCCCGUCUGUCCAGGUCCAGGCUGACACAUCGCUAUCUUUGGGUUGCAGUAUUCAUUCUUGUAUAUCCGGACUGCGACUGACACUCGCCUCCCUUACCCACCCCUGCCUCGUCCCCGCGCCUCGCCCUGUCCCCCCACCCUCGCAUUGUCGCCGUUCCCGCCAUCCGUGUCCGCUGUGUGUUGUGUACAGCAUGUACGAUUCCCCGUUGUUGUCUCCCGCUACCUUACUCCCACUCCCCGGGACGCGUUCCGCCGUGUACAGCGCCCCAGAAACCCGUAAUCGCCAUAAAUGCUUACUCUACGUC